GGUCCCUAUUUUGUGGAUAAAAGGCUCGCGAUGUGUGGAACCACACAGCACAGAAGUUGGGCAGCAGAAAGCCAGAGGAAGAAAGAGGGUGACUUUCGAGGGGCCAAGACGCAGCUACAGCCCCCUACGGUUGUCGUUGACGACUGUUCGCUUGCGUUUUCGUUUGCGGCAGUUCUGUUCACUCCCCCCGUAUUUAGGCGUCAAGAUCAUUUAUCUGUGCACAUCACCUCGUCACAGGAUCUGAAACGCCAUUUGAAGCACUCCCAAUGGCAAAGUAGAACGGAGGAAGUCCCACGCACUCGCACACUGGCUAUUUGUCAAUGGCUGAGAAUGCUCCCGGGGAAGAAGGCGGUGGAGGUGGGACAGGGAAGAGUGGAGGAGGGUUGGGGGAUAUCUUGUCAAUGGCUCUUUUCCAGACUGGAGUGAACUCUAUAGCUCCUGCACAGAUAUCGGUUGACCACAGCUCCAUCCUCAACGCUGCAGCCAAUACCCUGGACUCCUCUCUCCUCUCUACCGAUAUCAGCGUGCUGACUGCCGGUUUACUGUCCACCUUGGCACGAGAGAAUGCACUCAGAAACGAACAGAAUAAAUCACGUGCAACUGGAACAAACCCACAACCUACUGCAACUGUUGUGUCAAGUGGAAAACCAACCCCAACAGCUCAGUCGGCACAGACCCCCACAGUUCCUCCCUCAGUCACUAACUGUGCGCUGUCCCUGGUCACCAGACCUCCGUCCGAAUCGGAAAUGAAGACGGCAGAGCUGUUGAAAGCAGAGCUCCGAAACUCGGCAUUAGACAAUGACAUUGACUUGGACGAGCUGUUAGCCGGAGGAGACAGCAUGAGUGUUGACAGUGUCAAUGAAAUGUCUUUCCUUACUGGAUCUGUCGGCUCAAAUUCAACCCUAAAUACUGCUCCCAGCGAUCCUUUUCUCCUUCCCUCCCAUACCACCUCGCCCAGCCUGCCUGGUUUGUGCACCAAUACAGCUGCAGACCCUUUCUCCUCUCUCCUAAACAUGCCAAGCACACACCACCUUGGAAGCAUGGAGCCACCCUCCUCCGCCCCAGGUGUUUCUGUGCCUGGUAGCACGGGGCAGAACACACCACCUGCUGUCUCUAGGAGUCCAGUGUUAACGGCUCCCCAGAGUGUAAAACUGACAACUGCUGCUACCUCAACAUCGUCUUCCUCUUCCCUCUCCGCCUCCUCCUCGUCUGUCAAGACCACCAAAAGGGCUCUCCCACUCCCUUUCCCAGCACCCUCGCUCACUUCAUCCACCAGCUCACCAGCAGCACCCUCCCUCUCCUCCUCCCCCUCCUCCAACACAAUCACAGGUCUCAACAAAAUCACCUCCACCAGCACAUCCACGACCACGCCCUCAUCCACAAAGAAAGUAGCCCUCUUCACCACCAAGCCGGGACUCCCUUCUGCUGCUACCAAGCCAGCUCUCCCCGCCACCAAGUUGGAUCUGGCGGCCAUUCUCAGAGAGGUCACCAAGAUGACCCCUGGCUCCGUCUCAACGUCACCCCUCACCAGUACGGUGUCCGUGACCAUCGUCCCGCCGUCUGCCGUCCAGACAGCUAUGGAGGGAGUGGGGGGCGGGGCCAGGACCCACCGGCUCUUUUCGCUGCCGGGCGGAGUCUCGUUUCUUGCCAAGGCCCUUCAGAGAGCUGGGGCUCUCAAACAAGGGAGACCUGCCAGUGAGCAGCAAAGUUCGCAACCUGAACAGGAAGACGAGUCGGAGGAUGAGGAUGAAGACUGGGCGGCCAUCACUACGUACUCCAAUUAUAAACCUUCGAAACUGAGGAUCGGCCACAGUCAUCCUGACCCCAUUGUUGAGUCAAGUUCCCUGUCUAGUGUGGAACCACCCCAAGUCUGGUUCGACCUGAAGCUCCCACCUCACGUGAUAGAACAAAUCCAGCUCUCCUCGCUCCAACUGGAGGCCGUGGUCUAUGCCUGCCAGCAGCAUAUGAACAUUCUCUCCGACGGAUCCAGGGCUGGGUUUCUAGUCGGGGAUGGUGCUGGCGUAGGAAAAGGAAGAACAAUAGCAGGCAUUAUCUAUCAGAACUACCUAGAAGGAAGAAAGAAAGCGAUUUGGCUGAGUGUGUCCAACGACCUGAAGUAUGACGCUAUUAGGGAUCUAAAGGAUGUUGGUGCAAAGAAAAUAGAAGUCUAUUCUUUAAAUAAGUUUUACUACGGGAAAAUCAGCGGGAAGCGUAAUGGUCGAGUGAGAAAGGGAGUCAUAUUUUCCACUUACUCUUCUCUGAUUGGAGAGAGCUCCAGCGGAGGGAAAUAUCGGACACGGCUCAACCAACUGCUCCACUGGCUGGGCCAGUUCGAGGGAGUUAUAGUGUUUGAUGAGUGCCACAAGGCCAAGAACCUGGUACCGACGGGGGCCAGCAAGCCGAGCAAGACGGGCCUCACGGUGCUCCAGCUCCAGAAGAGACUGCCAAAGGCGAGGAUCGUGUACUGCAGUGCCACGGGCGCCUCGGAGCCGCGGAACAUGGCGUACAUGUCUCGACUGGGGAUAUGGGGACCCGGAACACAGUUCCCGAGUUUCCACGACUUCAUCAAGGCUGUGGAGAGAAGGGGAGUUGGAGCGAUGGAGAUAGUUGCAAUGGACAUGAAGUUGCGAGGGAUGUACAUUGCUCGGCAGCUCAGUUUCUCCGGCGUGACCUUUGACAUCCGAGAGGUGUCCCUAACCGACAAGUUCAUUGAGAUGUAUGACUCCUCAGUUGAAAUGUGGGUGGAUGCAAAGAGACUGUUCCAGGAGGCAGCAGAUCUGAUGGACUAUGACAGGAAGAAACUGAAGACCAUGUGGGCACAGUUUUGGGCCUCUCAUCAGAGGUUCUUCAAGUACCUGUGUAUAGCUGCCAAGGUCGCGGAGGUGGUGCGACUGGCAAAGAAGGGUCUGUCGGAGGGCAAGUGUGCGGUGAUUGGUCUCCAGUCCACGGGGGAGGCCCGCACCCUGGAGCAGCUGGAGCAGAGCAACGGAGAGCUCACCGGGUUCAUCUCCACCGCCAAAGGUGUCCUGGAGUCACUGAUAAAGCGUCAUUUCCCGGCACCCAACAGAGUCGGGAUGGACUGGGCUCUCUUUGACAGUGACUCCACUCUCCCUUCCGCCUGUCGCAAGAGGAAACGCAGCGAGCACAGGGGACCAAUGUUCCAGGACGAGGAGUUCUCUAGCGACAGUGAUGACAGCAGUUCAGCAGAUGGUGACUCGGCAGUGGAGAGCUCCAAUGAUGACAACUUUAACCCCUUUGGUCUCAAUGAUGACCCAGAGCCAUGGGGCCACAAGUCGAAGAUGAAGCGCCGCAAGACGGAGGGAUCCCUGAGGACCAGGAACUACUCCAUCAAACCUCCACCCUCGUCCGGUAGGAAAGGCAAAGGAAAAACUAAGACUGGCUUCAACUCCAAGAGCCUCAAGUUCGAACCAGUGGGCUCUCCAAAGGAAGGGGUUCGAGGUGGUCUACCUGACAGGAGACAGAGUGUGGCUGUAGCGGAGGGGAUAUCUCGCUCAGCCCAGGGGCCCCCCUCGUUACGGCAGCAGAUGAGUCUCCAGCAGGGGGCCGGGGGCCAGACAGACGGCUCCUCUCUCCUCAACAUCAUGAGCUCUUCGGCCAUGACCACUGGCAGCAACUCCAGUCUCAGGAACUUCACCGUCAAGAGGAUGAAAGAGGAGCUAAUGAGAAAGCUGGAGGUACUGAGUCCUCACUUGCCUCCCAACACUCUUGAUGAACUCAUUGACGAUCUCGGAGGUCCCUCCAGGGUGGCAGAGAUGACGGGCAGGCGGGGUCGCGUGGUGAGUCUGCCAGACGGCUCGGUCCACUACCAACUGCGCAGCGAGUCGGACGUCUCGCUGGAGAUGCUCAAUCUCACCGAGAAACAGAGGUUCAUGGACGGGGAGAAGAACAUUGCCAUCAUCUCUGAGGCUGCCAGCUCUGGGAUCUCCCUCCAGUCUGACCGCAGGGCAAAGAAUCACAGACGGCGGCUGCACAUCACACUGGAGCUGCCCUGGAGUGCUGACAAGGCCAUCCAACAGUUUGGUCGUACCCACAGGUCGAACCAGGUAAAUGCUCCUGAGUACAUCUUCCUCAUCUCCAAGUUGUCGGGGGAGCAGAGGUUCGCCAGCGUGGUGGCCAAGAGACUGGAGAGUCUGGGGGCACUCACCCACGGGGACCGCAGGGCCACCGAGACCAGGGACCUCUCCAAAUACAACCUAGACACCAAAGUACGUCGUACGUGUACAACCCGGCACCACUUUGUUCUUUACCGAUGUACACGGGUUAACUGUGUUCAGUGGUAACCUUUGAAGGCAUAAAACUUCCACAUUUUAAUGUCGGUGAAAUUUUUUUGGCAAGGACAUUUGCAUGAACAAGCAAUCCUAGAAAUUUGACCGGGAUUUCAUUUCUCCCACAAUAAUGGAGUGCAAAAACUGCUAAGCAUCAGCUAUAAUGGUAUGUAUGUGUGUCUGUAAUGAUGUUUGUGUAUACAGUAUGGGCGACUGGCACUGGAGAGUGUGCUCAAGUCGGUUCUGAAGGGGAAGAGUUCUCUCAACAAUUCAGAGGAAUACACUGAAGACUUCCUAGACACUACUAGGGGGGCUCUAAUUGGAGUUGAUCUGUUGACGCGAGGCGACAGAGGGCUCUUUGCUCUGGAGAAAGACUCCACGACUCUCUCUCGGUUCCUCAACCGGCUCCUCGGGCUGCCCGUGAGACUCCAGAACCAGCUGUUUGCCUACUUCACCGACACUCUGGCCUCACUCGUCAAACAAGCCAAGAGAGCUGGGAGCUGGGACGGCGGCAUCAGAGAUUUUGGAGGAGGAGGUGAGGAGGUGGAGGUAGUGGAGGUACAGGAGUAUGUUGGUGACCCAGCUUACGGCACUGCUACCACACAACUGCACAAGAUCUUGGUGGAGAGAGGACUGUCAUUUCCUGAUGCUCUCAGUCUACUCCAUACAGACCCCUUCCCUGGAGAGGGCUUCUAUAUCUCUAAGAAACCGAGGAAUGACAAGCAUGUGGCGGUGCUGCUGAAGGUGGCCGACCCGUCCAGCAGUCUGUUUGCUGUCUACAGACCUAACACAGGUCGCCAGUCACAGUCAGAGAAACUGAAGGUCCUCCAGAAGAAGUACACCAAGGUGGGAGAGGAGGAGGAGGCGGAGAAAUGGUGGGGCAUGCAGUACCAGUCCUCUCUCUCGGUCUGCAGCCAUGCCUUCUGGCAGGGACGGUGCAAGUUGUCGUCUCCGGGCCAGCCGUGUGAGGUGGGACUGCGGAGGAGACACUACUACAUACUGGGAGGCUCGGUGCUCGGGGUGUGGACUCACCUGGAGGGGGUCCUGGGCAGACACAGCAGCCACAACAGCAGGAUGCAGAUUGCCAGAGUCCAGACCUCGUGGAAGAGACUUGUCGGUAUCCUCAUUCCCAGUGGCUGUGUGAACGACCUGAAGCUGACGCUCGCCAAGAUAGCACAGGAGGCCGAGGGUACGGCCGACGAGGACUCCACUAGCACUACUCCAUCACAACAGCCACAACAUCAGACGACAUCAUGAGAAGAGACACGUCACUACGAUAUAUAUAUAUACCGUGGUCCCGCAUGAUCUAAUGCUUUAUCAUGAUUCGUGUCUGCUACAUACACAUUGGACUGUGGACUGCUGCCACGGAACAUGCAAUAAUUUAUUGUACAUAUAUACUAGAAAUAUAUUGUCUGAUCACUGAGAAGCCCCUGUGAUGAUAAAAAACUUAUAAAGUCUA
Molecule: messenger RNA, 5745 nt
Organism: Geodia barretti
Lineage: Eukaryota; Metazoa; Porifera; Demospongiae; Tetractinellida; Geodiidae
Source: the annotation of a GenBank genome assembly